Penicillium malachiteum is the source of this 2142-nucleotide messenger RNA. RefSeq names its product Asperfuranone cluster transcription factor afoA. Lineage: Eukaryota; Fungi; Ascomycota; Eurotiomycetes; Eurotiales; Aspergillaceae. Gene Ontology annotation, cellular component: nucleus. Bases 1 to 2142 code for a protein of 713 amino acids. The record is from RefSeq and is a predicted model, not a curated record. Gene Ontology annotation, biological process: DNA-templated transcription; regulation of DNA-templated transcription. The transcript has 3 exons. Gene Ontology annotation, molecular function: DNA binding; DNA-binding transcription factor activity, RNA polymerase II-specific; zinc ion binding.
AUGGCUUGCCAGACGGGAAAGAGACUUAGGCAGCAGCCUGGCUUUGCGUGCGAGGAGUGUCGCAGACGUAAGGCACGAUGUGACAGAGCAAGACCAAAGUGCGGCUUCUGUACUGAGAACGACAUGGAGUGCAUUGUCAUUGAAAAGCGACAGCAAAGGAGUCCUUUGAAAGGCAAGCUCAACUCAAUGCAAUCACAACUUGGUUGGUCCACCAAAUUUCAUUUGUUUCGCAUUAUGCCUUUCUGCAAGAUCAUUUUCUGCAUGGAGUUGGGUGUAGAUCCGAUCUCAUCCCUGUCUUUCAAAUCCGUCGUUCCCACUAUGCUUUUCUGCCACGCAACUUCAUCGCUACAAUGCCAUCUUGAACAAUACCUCAGGCCUCAGCCUGACCUGCUUAUGAUCCCGCAUGGACCCAUUGAGCCGGAGCUCGAGGUCCAUGCACACAUUCCUAGGGUGCUAAGCGACUGUGAUCUUCAGGCGUUACUCGAUAGCCAAGACCUAUCUGUCGCAGCUGCAAGACCCGUAGGAACAACAACAUCUACUUCGGUGAUCUCAGACUCUGGAUCAAUGCCAGGAAUUUCAGCUAGUACAGAGACUGUUGGUUUAAGCUUCCCGGUCUGGCCAGACUGGCUAGACUGGCAGGAAAUCAAUAGCACCAGCUCGACACCACCGGAAUUUCUGGCCAACAUAUUAGCUAGUCCCCUUGAUCUUGAAGCUUCAAAUGAGAAAUUGCCAAUAACAUCCGACUUCAUUUCAAAGAUCAAGAUAACAGAUCCCAUUUGGGCCGAGCUAGUACACGCGAUAUGUCCCAUCAUACACCGCCGGCGAUACUUUGCCUUAGUUAUACAGAAUAAUCAUACACCUGCCCAAUCAUGUCUCCGUCUGGCUAUGCAAACACUUGCUGCAGCUAUGUCUGCUCAUUGGUGUCAUCUCAGCGAGCAGCUUUAUUCUGAGACACGCAGUCUGCUCGAAGCUCAGAGCCAGAUUCAAACUAACCCUAGGGACAAGGUUCCUCUUGAGCAAAUCCAAACUUGGUUACUUCUGAGCCAUUACGAGCUCCUGCGAGUCGGUAUUCACCAGGCCAUGCUAACGGCCGGUCGCGCUUUUCGCCUUGUACAGAUGGCCCGUCUCUCUUACAUUGAUACCCCAGGUGGGGAUUUACAAGUCUCUAAUCUGGUUUCUUCCUUGCCAUCUUCAGCAUCAUCUUCCUCGUCUUUGUCAUCUUUUACAUUCCCGCCUUCUUUGUCUGCCUCCCUCGGUAUCGAGUCUAGUGAGAGUUUUGUUGACGCCGAAGAGAGGAGGCGAACAUUCUGGCUGGCUUUCAGUUUCGAUCGCUUUCUCUGCUUACAAAAUGAUUGGCCUCUAACGCUCCAAGAAGAAACGGUGCGCUGUUUCUCUUUAACUCCUUCGCUACACACCUUAAAGAUGCAGGCUUGGCUAACUAUUUCUUCCAACCAGAUUUCUCCACGUCUUCCGGCACCAGAGGAGAAUUUUCAAAAUAAUCAGCCCACUCGCAUCAGCUUUCUUCACGAGGCAGUCGCGCAGACAGGAAUUAGCAAUUUAUCACCCUUCGCAGAAUCCAUUGUAUUGGCAACACUUCACGGCCGCUGCAUGACACACCGGCGGUCCUAUGCAAAUGAAUCCGAGACCGGGACGAGAGAAUUCUGUAUCAGCCAGGGAUGGCUGGCCUCAGCCGUGGAAAAGCGAGUGCAGAUGCUUGUAUCUUCACCGGCUAUUGAAAGUGACCCUAUACUUCUUUUCACUCAUAUGCUGGCAUACCGCGCGGCCAUUGAUCUUAGCAACACGGUACAACGGGCUCCGUGGCGCACUCCCGAUCAGCAGGUCUUGACAGCAACAUACCAGAACCGUGCCGCGCAAGCAGCUUCCGAGAUUGCGCGUCUAUCUAAAGAAGUACCUUAUCUCGGCCCCUUCAAGACUCACCCUUUAUUGCCUGACACUCUAGCGUGUGCGGCCACCUUCCUCUUCACAUUUGCCGGACGCCAUGGGGGUGACUAUGAUGGCGUCCAGGAUCUGCUCCAAAUAUUAGGAGAGUUGCAAGAUACUCACAGUCUAGCGCGAGAUUCUUUACCGACCUUAAAGAUACAAUAUUCAAAAGGGGUAGACAAAAUGAAUGGGAUACCUUAG